Molecule: messenger RNA, 821 nt
Organism: Humulus lupulus (European hop)
Lineage: Eukaryota; Viridiplantae; Streptophyta; Magnoliopsida; Rosales; Cannabaceae
Exons: 3
Coding region: 357-821 (154 amino acids)
Biological process (GO): DNA damage checkpoint signaling; DNA repair; mitotic DNA replication checkpoint signaling
Molecular function (GO): chromatin binding
Source: RefSeq, a predicted model, not a curated record
AAAACGAUCUGCGCAUGAUGCUGAAUGCUCCGAAGAAAAAUUCAACAAAUACACAGAGCAAAGAUGUAACUGUUGUUAGCCCUGAUAAACAAGCGCAAAUGACAACCCCUAAUCGAAAAUCACCUACUCAGGGAUCAGCUUCUGGAAAGGUAAAUUAAAUGAAUUGUAGUUGAGUGGAUUGAUUCCAUGUCUUCUUCUUCUUCUUCUUCUUCAGAAUGAUGCAAAGAGACAUGUGAAUUGGAACUUUCAGUUAUUUUUUUUAAUUGCAUUUUUGGCAGGCGAGAAGAAGAGGAUCUGCAAAUAGUACUCCAAAGAAAAAUUCAACAAAUACACAGACGGAAGAUGUAGCUGUUGUUAUGCCUGAUUUGCGGUUAGAGGCAAGGUUGACAGCCCAGGAAAAUUCACGGAUGUUUGCAGGAAAAAAACUUCAUCCCUUUUUUUCAUCUUGGAAGGAAGACAAGAAAAAUCGAGGGGUAAUUGAUGCAGAGGGUAAAAAGUUAGCAGUUGGUAGGCAAAAUAAAGAGAAGACUUGUGCCCCGAUUCAUGUAUUUGAAAGAAGCCAGGACACUGACAUGCCCCUUGACUGGGGCACCUGGAAAUUUUCUGAGGAGAUCUUUAGGAGAAAUAUUUGUGACCUAGAAAGCACAUGCGAAUCUAUUGUUGAAGGCUCCAUUGAGUGCUUAAGUUUUCAAAAGUUUCCCCUCAUUUUACACCCCGACAAUGCAUCAAGUUUUCAGGAUAAUGUUUUUUCAGAAUGUGUUAUUCAAGACGAUUGUAUUUAUGAAACAUUUCCAACUGAUGAUGAAACAGAGGUAUGUUAG